This is a messenger RNA of Punctularia strigosozonata HHB-11173 SS5, 997 nucleotides long. RefSeq lists its product as uncharacterized. The coding region runs from base 1 to 852 and encodes 283 amino acids. Lineage: Eukaryota; Fungi; Basidiomycota; Agaricomycetes; Corticiales; Punctulariaceae. Gene Ontology annotation, cellular component: RNA polymerase III complex; nucleus. The record is from RefSeq and is a predicted model, not a curated record. Gene Ontology annotation, biological process: DNA-templated transcription. The transcript has 3 exons.
AUGGACAUCGACGAAGAUCCAGUAGUAACCGUGCUACCUAUUCAUUACUCGGACUCCCUGGCGCCAAAUGUGCAAAUACAUCAAUAUCCGCUGCUCACACGGCCGCUGCAAGUGCCUCCAUCAGCCGCGGCGAGCGGCAAGCGGAUCCGAGCGAGAAUAAAGCCAGGCGUAAAACGAUUAGAGGUGCAUGUCCCGGUGGACACGCGCCAGGAAGUUUGGAACGCAGAAAAGGGGCAAGCACUUGGUCAUGCUCGGGUCGAAGAUGACCGCGAAAAGAACCAGGAGCAGCAGACGAGUGGGGCAGUUGGUGAGCCGAGGUUAUCGGAGGUGCGCAUGAGGAGCGAGCAGAUAGGGCAGCGAGGGGUGUACAUGCUGGGGGUCGUGCGAGACGGAAAACUACACUUGCAUCCGGUGUCGGAGACGCAUCAACUGCGACCAACGCUUACCUAUCUAGACGUCAUGAACCGUAAAAGCAGACGACGUGGUGCGGAUUCGGAUGAUGAAUCAGACGAUGGACCUCCCCCCGAUCCAGAUGAAGCUCCCCUGCCACCAGUCGAGAAGAAGGAACGGAAGCCUGCCGCGGACGCUAAGGAUAUUCAGGUUUCUGCAAGGAAAGCCGCGGACGACAAGAACAAUUUGAACUCACUAUCGGGCGGCCUCAGUGCUGGUAGGCGAGAGAUGCUGAUGGCCUUGAGAGCAGAGGAGGACGAGCCAUGGGAGGACUUGGAGUUCUUCUCGGGGGAGGCCACCGAAUCGUCGGAGGUGUUCGAUGCUAUAUUCUCCCGUAAUGAAGAUAAACUAGAAACCAAAUUUCGAUUAGAAACGUUCCUCAAAGACAUACGCGGAUUAUAACUUGGCAUUUGCACUCGGUCGCAAGAUAUGGGGAAAUUUAUUUUUAGUGUGAGGCACGUGCUUACUUCUAGCAUGGCCUCGAGCACUAUAGCGCAUAUACCCUGCCUACAUCGCGUCACUUCCACUACAUUUGAAUCGUAUCGUA